Xyrauchen texanus (razorback sucker) is the source of this 3241-nucleotide messenger RNA. Its product is annotated as nuclear receptor coactivator 4-like. Gene Ontology annotation, molecular function: transcription coactivator activity. The transcript is spliced from 10 exons. Lineage: Eukaryota; Metazoa; Chordata; Actinopteri; Cypriniformes; Catostomidae. Gene Ontology annotation, biological process: intracellular iron ion homeostasis; response to hormone. The record is from RefSeq and is a predicted model, not a curated record. Bases 137 to 1897 code for a protein of 586 amino acids.
UGACGCUCCUCCUUGACAUUAGCCUUGGGUAACCAACCGCACGAGAGGACGAGCUUAACAUUUCCCCUCAGAAGGCUACUAGUUAUUCGUUCUAUUUACUACUCCUUAUUUUCAGUACAAGUGGCAGAAGUUGAGAAUGUCACCAUUGGGGCCUAGAGAGAAGGCUGCUUUCAGGCAGUGCAUUCAAGCCCGAGCCCAGCUGGAGGAGGCCAUUACUGAGGUCAUCAAAGCUGAAGUUCAACUCAAGAGCAACUCCAGAGAGGUGAAGUCUCAGUUGCACAGCUGUAUCAGCAGACAUCUGGAGAUCCUGCGCUCUCGUGAGGUCUGUCUUCUCGAGCAGAUUGAUCUGGUGGAGCAACUGAAAGGAGAAACUUUACAACAGCAGCUCCAGCAGCUCCAUUUGCUCAGCGGCCAGUUCGACAUGCUUAUUCAUCAGCUGGAGUAUUCCAGUAGUGCCAAUCCUGCCACCCAGCUUACCUACUGCCUGGAGAAAUUGUCUUCUCUGAAUCUGACUCCUGAAGAAACCCCAGAAAUGAGUUUCAAAGCAGAUGCUCGCUCCUUGCGCCAAGCUAUCACAUCCUUUGGGACCAUUUCCACCCAGCAGAUGGAGAUGUCUCAGGACUCUUUUGGGAGAUCAUGGCUUCUCCAGGACUGCCCAGUUUCUGCCAAGAAACAGAAAAUAGAUCCUGAAUGGGGCACACCUCUGGCUGAGUGGCUUCUAGGAAACUGUCCAGUAACCAGUGCUCCUGUAGGUCACCAGUUCAGCUCGAACACCAAGGACUGGCUGCUUUCCUCAAAGGAAUCUCAGAAAGAUCAACAAUUGCCGCCUUUUGACUUCCAAAAGGCUUGGGGUCAACUCUAUGACCUGGAGUUGUGGCUUUUGAAAGAGAAAUUGCCUAUUCGUGAGCGAACCCUCAGUGGCAGCUCAGCCUUCUCUAUUGAGAUGAUCGAGGAAGGCGACUUAAAUCUGAACCAGGUGGAUGAGCAGAAAAAAGGGGGUGACAUUACUGAGGAAGAUGAACUUCGCAAGUGGCUCAUCAGCCCAAGCAAGCAAGAUAAGAGCAGCCCAGUCUCCGAUGCUGACCGAUUCAAUCAGAUUACCAAACCCUUUUAUGAGAGCUUUUCUCCCAGUGAUUGGCUAGCCAAAUCUGACUGCAACUCUUGCUGUAGCACACGCUCAGAGGCCAUUGAAAUCGAGAACCUCGGAAAGCUCAAGUGCCUUAAGACUCCCCCUUCAUCCACUGCUAGCACCCCUAUCACCAACCCAGAGUCCAUUGAGAUGUGGCUACAGAAGACCAUACCUCUGGAGACCAACUGCAAAGCCAACGAGACCUGCGCCAGCUAUGCUCAAUGUGUGUGUGAUGAUAACUGUGGAAAAGAGGCCCUAAGUUCUUGGCUCCUCAAGAAAGAGGGGCGGGAUAAGAACGGUGUACCUGUCAGUAAGAAUGCAACAAACAAAGCUUCCAGUCAGCAUCAGGAGCACCAACAGAAGGUUCAGGCCAUCCUAGAAGCCUGGCUACACCCAAGCAAUAGUGCCAAGACUCCUGGCCUGUCAUCCCUAUCUACCUGGUUGACCCCGCACUUAGUUGUCAGCGAUGAGAAGAAUUCACCCUUACAAACUUCAGACAUCUCCCAGAAUCCUCUCCAGACUGAGAACUGGCUUCUGCCAGCAUUGAAGCACAUUAGCAGUACCACUGAGACACCAAGAGAGCCAGAGAACAAGAACACUAAAGAGCGAGACCGCAAAGACCUAGAGGAGGACAAAUGGCUUCUACGCAAGCGGGAAAAUGCACAGCAGGAAAGACUUGGCCUCCCCAGAGUAUGUGACCUAUUUUCCUGCAUGAAGCUCAAUGGAGACAAAGAAAAGUGGCUCCACCAGGCACCUACACAGAUAUGAACACAACAUUCUUUGGCUUUUUAGAGUUUUAUUAGCACUAUUUAAUCGCUGAUUAUUGCACAAUAUCUUUCUAACGUGAUUUUUAGGAAUUUGCUCUUUCUGUUAUCUUUCAUUCUGGAGAUCAAAAGAGUUAUUAUGGACUAGAGGUGUUGGCCAGGAGAAUUUUAGGACAACCAUUACUUGAGAAAAGGAAUGUUAUGCUGGGCUUAUUUAGCCUUUUAUUAUGGGCAUACAGUUAAAUUCCAGUGAUGUGUUGAUAAACAUAAUUCAAUAAUUUGAUUUAAAAAUCAUGAGAAAAUGGGCCAGAUUAUUACAUACAAAACAAAUGCAUUUUUUUGGUCCCAUGGGGUUCCCAUGAUUUAUUUUCAGUUCUUCCGAAGCCCCUCACCCACCACGGGAGAGGGGCUUGGGAAGAACUGAAAAUAAAUCAGUGUUAAUCACGCACAGUUAUAAAAGCUUUUUUUCCCCUCCAUGUUGUGAAACUCUCUCUUGGACAUAUGGAGGAACAUUUGCUCUCAAGCUUUACUUCAUAUUGAUAUUGAAUUUGAGUUUUCUCAAGUGAGAUUACAUGUGCUCCCUUUGCCAUUUAUAUUACUUAGUUUUUAUUUUAAGACAUUCUAUACUUCAGUGGAAUAUAAGUACUCAUACAAGCUAAAUGCAGUUUAUUCUGUCCAAACAUGGUGCAGCAAAGAAUUCCAUUUGAGCAUGGAAUAUUUCAAAAGCAGAUUGUUUCUGACAAUUCUGUAAUUAAAUCAAAUCUCAGAUAACUUGUGCCUGACACUGAAUGUGUAGCAAUGCUUGUGGUCUUUUCUCCUCUAUUGUAUGUUACGUCUACAGCAACAAAUGUUCAUUGUGUGGUCUUUCUGUGUUAGGCUUGAACUUGUGGCAAAUAUUUACUAUAGAAUCAAUAUAUAGGUCUUAAUAAAUUUAGUCUUUCAUAACAAUAACUUGCUUUGAUAUGUCUUCGCUCUGAAUCACCCUGUCAACAUAUAACAUGAAUUAUACUUUGCACUUACUGAGCAAAGGCUGCAAGAAUAUUUUAAGCUGUUUCAAAGAUUAAAAUUAGGAUCAGAAUAUCAUAUUAUGGUGUCAUCUCCUGUUUUCCUUAGUAAUGGACCAAAAGACAUGGUACAUGACACAUUAAAAAUGCUCAAAUAUGGACUCUGGAUUAUAUGCAGAGUAAAUAGUUUUUUUGUCAGCCUAUGACGGUGCUGAACAGCAGCAGUGUGCACAUGUACACAUAUUGUAGGCUAAAGUAUUGCUUGCAUGAUUUCUUACUAAAGCUGUGAUCCCUGUCAUAAAACUGUCAAUAAAUAAAAGGAAAUAAAUCAGUUUCCUGUUUUA